Aphidius gifuensis is the source of this 747-nucleotide messenger RNA. RefSeq names its product AP-1 complex subunit sigma-2 (gene AP-1sigma). Bases 119 to 592 code for a protein of 157 amino acids. The record is from RefSeq and is a predicted model, not a curated record. Gene Ontology annotation, cellular component: membrane coat; intracellular membrane-bounded organelle; AP-1 adaptor complex. Gene Ontology annotation, biological process: vesicle-mediated transport; intracellular protein transport. Gene Ontology annotation, molecular function: clathrin-cargo adaptor activity. Lineage: Eukaryota; Metazoa; Arthropoda; Insecta; Hymenoptera; Braconidae. The transcript is spliced from 5 exons.
AGCCAAGCCUCAAGUCAGGUGAUACAAUAAGGAAUAGAUAAAUUCAAAUGAAAACCCUGACACUCACCAAAUUUUAAAGAAUUAUUAAUCAUAUUUUAGUCAUUUCUACACCCUAAAAAUGAUGCAAUUUAUGUUGUUGUUUAGUCGUCAAGGAAAAUUACGUUUGCAAAAAUGGUACGUUGCACAUCCAGAUAAAUUGAAAAAGAAAAUAACACGAGAACUUAUUACUACAAUUCUUGCAAGAAAACCAAAAAUGUCAAGUUUUCUUGAAUGGAAAGAUGUUAAAGUUGUUUAUAAAAGAUAUGCAAGUUUAUAUUUUUGUUGUGCUAUUGAACAAGUUGACAAUGAAUUGUUAACUCUAGAAAUCAUUCAUCGUUAUGUAGAAUUAUUGGACAAAUAUUUUGGAAGUGUUUGUGAGCUUGACAUCAUUUUUAACUUUGAAAAAGCAUAUUUCAUACUUGAUGAACUAUUGGUUGGUGGUGAAAUACAAGAAACAAGUAAAAAAAAUGUUUUAAAGGCCAUUGCUGCACAGGAUUUAUUACAGGAGGAUGAAGCUGUUGAAGGUGCACUACGAGAUAUAGGGCUUUUAUAAAGAUUCAACAACUUUAAAGUGAUAGCAACCGCAGAGAGCCCGAAUGUUCUUCUAUCCAACAAUAUCAUCGCCUGUCUUCACAAUCUCGUAUGAGAUAUAAAAAUUAAAUAUAAAAAAAUUAAACAAUUAUUUAAUAAUUAAUUAACAUCUCUGGA